Molecule: messenger RNA, 4011 nt
Organism: Heterostelium album PN500
Lineage: Eukaryota; Evosea; Eumycetozoa; Acytosteliales; Acytosteliaceae
Product: GTPase domain-containing protein
Exons: 3
Coding region: 1-4011 (1336 amino acids)
Biological process (GO): lipid metabolic process
Source: RefSeq, a predicted model, not a curated record
AUGUCAAUUGAUUCUGAAUCGGAAUCGAUAGCAACUACAACAUCAUCAUCACCACCAUCAUCAUCGUUGGAAAUCAAUAAUAACAGCGAAAAUAAUAACAAUAAAAAUAAAUUUGAAAGUAAUCUUAUUAGUGAAAGAAAAAAGAUUGAAAGUUGGAAAGAUUUUGAAUCAACCUUUAGAAAUGAAAAGUUGAUUUCAAAAGGAUCAUUUCCAAAUUGUUUUUAUCAUUGUAUAAUAUAUUUUUUGUCGGAAAUAUCUGAAAAUAUCACAUUGAUUCCAAGAUGUUUUCAACAACUCCGAUAUAGGGUUAGUGAUUAUUUGGAUGAACAGUUUUUAGGUGGUGGUCAACCAGUGGAUUUUGAAAAGCAUUUGAGGAGUGCAAAUGUUAUACAACCCGAACUAAACAUAAGGUGUUGGGAUGACUUUGUUCUGGCGAUAUGCGAAACUCUGUUUCCAGGUGCAUUGGAAAUCGAUGCAUUGGUACAGCUCUACAGUAUAUGGACCGCCGGUGAGAAACUGUGCAUUGAGGUGCACGACAGUCAGUUUGAACAACCGGUGAUCUACGGUGACGCCUCGAUAGCCAAGAACGACAAGCGUCGCCGCUGGCGACUAGCCAAACACACCAACCAAUAUCGCGUCAUCCUCGAUCCAUUCCUCGAUAUUUCAUUCCAACCUUCGUUGUCACCCGCCAACAUUUCCUCACCAAAACUCAUUCCCACACUGGCCUCUUCAAUGGCCACACCGUUUUCACCGUCAUCGCCAAGCUCUCAAGUCAAAUUCAAUAGUUCGUUUGGAGGUUCCGAUUCCUCUUUGGAGUAUACCAACGAGGACGAUUGGAAAUACGAAGUCGACAACUGUCUUUAUCUGUCGAGUGCAUGCUACCAGAGCAAUCCAAUCGGCUACCUCAAUGCAUUGGACAACAAGUAUAAACAUACCAUCAACAGUUGUAUUAGUGGUGAUACUUUUAUCGUUGACAAACGAUCGUCUAUCAAGUUGGUACAACCUUUUCUUCUGGCUUCACGACUACCGAUUCCAGGCUCAAAGAUCGGUUCGUUCCGCUCGAGAAAGACCUACUACAUAUCGUUCAAAUGCAUACCAGAGAUCAUCAUAGAUCAACUUCAACAACAGCAACAACGACAGCAAUAUGAUAAUCAGCAAUCGCAGGUCUACGAAAUGCCACAGCAAAUGCCAGAGUCAUUGCAACAACAGCAGCAACAACAACAGCAACAACAGAUAUUCAGAAGUUUCUCGAAUAUCGGAUUCGUCAAUCAAUAUUAUUUUAGUCAAACUGAAUCAUUCCCAUUGGUUCAGCUCUUUAAAUGGAUUCAAAAAGGUAGUAACCUUGUGAUAACAGGACACAGUGUUGGCGGUGCCAUCGCAGUAGUACUGGCAUUACGAAUGCUAUUUGAACCAUAUAUAUCACGUGAUCUACUUCGUACUCGUCUACUAUGCAUCGUCUUUGGUGCACCGCUAGUAGCUUUCGACUACCGACCGUCCAACAUCUAUGAACAACAGAUACACAACGUAGUCAGUGUCAACGAUCCAAUACCCAACCUUCUAAACACACUUACAUCAUUACAAAUACAACAAAAAUCAACAACAAAUAACAAUAAUAAUAAUAAUACAUCUACAACUACAACUACUACAUCAUUACAAGAUUCAGUUGGUCAAUUAGUUAGAUCAACAUUACAAAGAUUAUUUUAUAAUACAACAUUGUCAACAACCAUCACAAAAGAUACAUUACAUCUCUUCUCAGAGACAUCGACAAAGCAGAUUAAAGCAUUGUCACAACUUAGUCUACUUGGUAUCUAUCAUUUGAUAGGUGAUCAAACUGCAACCAAAGGAUAUCAAUCACUAAAGUCAUGGGUUUCAAAAGAUGCUGCCAAACUAGAGAAACUGAUAACCAAUGCUCUUUCAAAGGAGAUGAGUGACGAACGAAUUCAAGAAUCGAUAAGUAAUCAUUUGAUUGCCAACUAUAUCAAUCAGAUAUCAUCGACCAACAUUACACGUAACAACUAUACAACACUAGAUAACGUGGUACCUCUCGAUUGUCAACCUAGAAUCGAUAAUGUAACCGUUAUUGUUGUACCAGAGAAUGGUGUAGUCGUUAAGAUCGAAGGUCCGUACGUCAGCUUUAUUGGUGCAGCUGGUCUACCAGGUAGACUACCAACUGUAUCAGUUAAUAUUAGACAUAUCAAUUGUAUAGAGAUGAUAUAUAAUAAGAUAGCAGAUUUCUCUGAUAUAAUAACACAACAACAAUCACAACAAUCAAAUGAAAAUUCAUUACAACAACAACAACAGCUACAACAACAACAACAACCAAAGAUAAAAGUUAAAUAUUUAACUAUAUUUAAAGAUUAUGUAGAUGAUUUAUUCAAUGUACAGGUUGUAAAUUAUAUAAUAUCGGAUCUGCUAUGUACGGUUGGAUCUAAAUCACUAAGAGAUCUACUCAACUCUUCACUGUGGAUGUUCAUCUUGAGUGACACUCAUGACUCGCGUAGACUUCACAGGUUGUUGGAUAGAUUCUUGUCGACUGUGCCAUGCCACUAUUUAGUUUGUCAGGCAGUACGUUCCAAGAGUGAAGAAACCAAGAAGCUCUGUCUUGAUAUUCUAUCAAAGCUAACCGAUGAACAGCUUGCAUCUGCCUUUGCCAAUGCACAACAUCUCGGUGUAUCUAUAGGUGAACUCAGAGAUCUACAACUCCGUGACAAAGACCUCCAGUUCCCAAGUGUAAAUAUGACCGUAUGCACCGAGCCGAGAAUACUGGCACUCUCUAAACAGCCACAGACCGCCAUUCGCAGUUGGAGUAGUGUAACCAACGACUUUGAGAGACAACGAAGCAUACUCGAUCUCUUUAUAAGCUUCCGAGAGGAACCUACACAAUUCCCAGAUGGAUUGAUCGAACGACUGCUCGGAUCAACGCCCAAAGACUACGCAACCAUCAAGAAUACUCUUAUCAAGAGUUUCAAGAUCGAUUCGCUUCCCAGUGGUCUUGAUCUAACCAAAGAUUUUAUGACAGAGAUGGCACUAUACAAACACUUUAAACAACGUGGAUUCCUGUUGCGAUCGUUCGAUCAUCAACUAUCAGACUACCAGUGGUCGACUUCAAAGCCAGAGAGAAUACUUUCACUCUACCAUACCAUGUUGAUACACGAACUCCGUCUAGAGUUGGCAGUACCGCGUAUAGUAGUUGCCGGAGUAAAGUCUGUUGGUAAAUCCACUGCCAUAGAGAAAGUAUUUGGAAUACCUUGUAGUCAUAUCGAUGGAGUUGGAUUGCACUAUGGUGAAGGACACACCACUACCAUCCCAGGUUUCUAUCAUAUGGCUGGUAACACCAAUGUUCAUGUAAUCGAUUGUCCAAGCAGUGGAACAACAACUACUACUACCACCACUUCUACAGAUAUUCCACAGUUAGUCACUUGCGAUCCAAUCAUAAAAUCAAUUGCUGACAUUGCACUGGCAACACCUGGCAUUUGCAUGGUUAUGCUCAACAUGUCUAGCAUCAGCUCCAUAGAAACAUUUGAAUUGAUUCGUCAAUUCAGACAGGCAUCCCCUCAGCGCCCGAUAAUCAUAUGCAUCAACAAAAUAGACGAAUGGUAUAGAGAACUCAGUAUCGACAGUGAAUUCAACAAAGAGUCACCCACAACAGCAGUAACUGAUGAACUUGUCAAAAAGAUUUCAAAUCACUGGAAAAAGAUGACUCAACCUCUUAGAGAGAGAUUACAUAAAGAUGACUACCUUAUUCCAACAGUGAUAGAUAGAAAAUCAAUGACAAAUGAACAACUAAAGAGACUUUGUCGAGUUUUCGAAUUCAAGGAGGAACUUGAGGAUGAUGCCCGCUUUAUUUCAAGAAAGUCUCCCUCAUUCCUCCAUUUGGCAAUCGAUAUUAGAGAAAUCAUAGGAGAAAUCUUUGCAAGCCUCAAAUGGCUUUCUGAAAAAGAAAUUCUGGUGUGGAGGACCUACAGUGAGGAAUUGAAUUCAAAAAUCCCCUUAAAGACAAUCUACUUGUGA